AUGUGGGGUGUUUACAAUGCCUGUGGGUGGUACAGUAGAACUGGGGCCAGCCUGACAGAUGGCUGGAUGGCCAGCCACUCUGAGAAAGGUGUGGUGGGGUGACGACUAAUGACAACACAGAUAUGCUAAAAUCGGGAAGAUGAAGACACAGAAAUAAAAACAUCCUAGUAUUUAUUUUAAGUCUCUACAGGCCUACGACACGUUGUCAGCAAGUCUCACAAAGCCCUUUUCUGAAUGUGAAACCAGGCUGAAUAUGUGUGUUUCUCAAGAGCUGCAGUAGUGUCUCCUAGGCUUGGUGGGAUGCUGCAUCAUAGUCUGUGACAUGUCAUCUGCUCGAGUCCUGACUGGACAUGAUCCGUCUCUGUGGCCUGGGGAGGGAACGGAAACGGUGUGUCUGCAGCUCCCAGCCUGAGUGGAGAUGACAGCAGCCGUUUACCAUGCAGUAACAGGAAGGCAUGUGCCUCAGGCUGUUACGCACGCCACGCACGCCACGCACGCCACACACACACACAAGGCACCAGAUUGGUGGUUUUCAAGACAUUCACCACAGAAUGAGCUUGAUGCAGUAAAGUGUCAGAAGUAGGGCUGUCCCUGACAACAACAAAAAAAUCUUAGUCGACCAAGAGUCAUUAUUAUAUAAGAGUCGACUGUUCUUUCUACCAAUAGAUUUAAAACAUGUAUUUUUCCAUAUAUAGACACACCCCUAUGUUUGAAUAAAAUUAUACUGUAUGUAGGCUACUGAACUUGUCUGACGCUUUAAGCACUACGAUUAGAAAUGAAGACACAUAUUACUAAAGCGGGAGCUAGAGAUCAAUAUAGCUUAACCAGAAGAAAAUAACCUGUUCCCGACCGUCCUCCUGACCCCCCCCCCCCCCCCCCCCCCCCCUCCUCCAGCUGCUUGCCGUUAAGCUCAUGAAUUUGCCAGUAAUAGGCUACACCAGUGGUCGGCAACCUUUUCCAUUUGGAGUGCCAAGUUAUUGUACCAUUUCUACUGAUCUGCGUGCCAGUUAUGAUUUUCAUAUGCACAUUUUCGUGGAACAAUUUAAUAUAUAAAAAGUCUUCAUCUCAAAAUCAAUGUCAUGUGGUUAAUCAAAAUUCUAUCUAAAUGAAAACGAUACAGAUCUAAAAGUAACUUCUAUUGCCAUUAUAUAAAAAUAGCUGAUCUUUUCUCUCUCUCUCCUCUCUCUCUCUCGCACUCCUUCUCUCUCUCGCACUCCUUCUCUCUCUCACACUCCUCCCCCCCCUCUCUCUCUCUCUCUCUCUCUCUCUCUCUCUUGCACUCCUUCCCUCUCUGGCUCAGGGCAGGGGCCCAGGCAUGAGGAGCAGGUGGCUGAGUGGGAGUAGGGUCUGUCUGGGCUCUGUCAAGGUUUAGGGAGGUCACAUUUUAAUGGGCUCUCUUCUCCUCGCCUCAGCCUGGCCUGCCCCUGUCAGUCAUGGAGAGUAUUACACUUUUUUAUUUAUUUCCUCUGCUCUCCCUGUUUGGUUGUCUUCAGGGCAGAGCUUCCAUGUAGUCUAUUUGAUACGACUGCUGGUUCUGCAUGGAAACAUUGAGAAUGAUGAGGCUUGUCAUGUUCUCAGGUUAAAGGAAAGACUGUGUUUGAUAUGCUUGGAGCAGUGUUGUUGGGAACAUCAAGGGAGUCUUGAAGUCUGGGUAAUGGUGAUCCACCGUGAGCAGCACCAUGUCACUAGCUGAUUCAUCCUGAGGAUCACACAAACUCUGGAUAGUCUUUUGUUUUCUGGGAAGAGAGCGGAGAGGGGAGGAGGAUGCAGGUGCGAAGGAACGGCAGAUACAAGCACCGAUGGUCCCUGUAAUUUGCUGAACCGUACUUUUUUCUUUCUCUCUGAAGACUGAAAUGAAAUAUGGGCUCAAGGAGAUCAGUGAACUUCAGCGAUUCUCUUCUCUCUCUCUUUCUCUCCAUCUUCAAAAGGCUGUCUCCACCUCCUAGGGUUUGUUCCUGAGGGCAUGUUUCUUUUCUUUAUUUAUAUCAGUGAAGCUCUGUGGUGUUGCAUCCAAUCUCUGUCCACAUCACAGGCAGGCCGCCUGAGACCGAGCCGUAUGGGGAUGGGGGUGAGCCAUCAGCUAGGCCGUCUGAGAAAGAGCCGUGCGGGGGAGUGGGGAUGGAGGUGGGGGUGAGCCUGAGUCAGGUUACCCAUAUCUGAGGAUCUGGACAGAAUGGGGUGUGUUUUUAACUUGCCCACACAAUUGAUGAUCUGACAGUGGUCUAUUGCUCCGCUUCCUCCUCCUUGCCUCCCUCUCCUCCCCUCCAUGGCGGAUAGAGAGUGCAUUCCAGAGUGCUCCAGGGGAGGGGAGGGGAAAUGUUCCCUGGAAAAGGAAAGGCCCAAGAAAUCCUGGGGCUCAUGGCAUCGAUAUGGGGGUACUUGAGGUUCUGCCAAAACUCUUCAGGCUCCCGUCAGCCAGCCCAGGCCUAGGUGCUGGGGAUGGGGGAGGGGCAGAGUGAGACUGUUUGAACAGAAACUGUAGAAAACAAUCUCCCACCAUGAUGUCAUUUUUAGGAGGGUUUUAUAAAAGGAGAAUGUGUGAAUUGUAGGGAUGUAACGAUUCACUGAUAUGCAUCAGUCCCGGUUCAAAUGUUUAAGAUAUGGUCUGCGGGACCCCGAACCGAUCCAAUUGUAGCAUGCAUUGGUCAGAAAAUGUAUUCAAAUGUUACGAAUCACCGGUUCACAUUUUUUGUUGUUGCUCAAAUUACUUUCUUUCUACCUUCUGAAAAUAGCUCAUAUUUUGUAACAACUGCGUCCUCUCCUUCAGUGUCGAAGUAAGCAUGUAAUUGUGUUGACAGUCAUUCAUCUAUAGUUGAAGUCGGAAGUUUACAUACAUCUUAGCCAAAUAAAUUUAAACUCAGUUUUUCACAAUUCCUGACAUUUAAUCCUAGUAAAAAUUCCCUGUCUUAGGUCAGUUAGGAUCACCACUUUAUUUUAAGAAUGUGAAUUGUCAGAAUAAUAGUAGAGUGAUUUAUUUAAGCUUUAAUUUCUUUCAUCACAUUCCCAGUGGGUCAGAAGUUUACAUACACUCAAUUAGUAUUUGGUAGCAUUGCCUUUAAAUUGUUUAACUUGGGUCAAAUGUUUCGAGUAGCCUUCCACAAGCUUCCCACAAUAAGUUGGGUGAAUUUUGGCCCAUUCCUCCUGACAGAGCUGGUGUAACUGAGUCAGGUUUGUAGGCCUCCUUGCUCACAUGCUUUUUCAGUUCUGCCCACAAAUGUUCUAUAGGAUUGAGGUCAGGGCUUUGUGAUGGCCACUCCAAUACCUUGACUUUGUUGUCCUUAAUCCAUUUUGCCACAACUUUGGAAGUAUGCUUGGGGUUAUUGUCCAUUUGGAAGACCCAUUUGCGACCAAGCUUUAACUUCCUGACUGAUGUCUUGAGAUGUUGCUUCAAUAUAUCCACAUAAUUUCCUUCCUCAUGAUGCCAUUUAUUUUGUGAAGUGCACCAGUCCUUCCUGCAGCAAAGCACCCCCACAGCAUGAUGCUGCCACUCCCGUGCUUCACGGUUGGGAUGGUGUUCUUCGGCUUGCAAGCUUGUCUCCCGAGUGGCGCAGUGGUCUAAGGCACUGCAUCGCAGUGCUAGCUGUGCCACUAGAGAUCCUGGUUCGAAUCCAGGCUCUGUCGUAGCCGGCCGUGACCGGGAGACCCAUGGGGCGGCGCACAAUUGGCCCAGCGUCAUCCAGGGUAGGGGAGGGAAUGGCCGGCAGGGAUGUAGCUCAGUUGUUAGAGAAUGGCAUUUGCAACGCCAGGGUUGUGGGUUCGAUUCCCAUGAGGGGCCAGUAUGAAAAAAUAAAAUAAUGUAUGCACUCACUAACUGUAAGUCGCUCUGGAUAAGAGCGUCUGCUAAAUGACCAAAAAAAAAAAAAAAAAAAAAAAAAAUGCAAGCAACCCCCUUUUUCCUCCAAACAUAACGAUGGUCAUUAUGGCCAAACAGUUCUAUUUUUGUUUCAUCAGACAAAAGGACAUUUCUCCAAAAAGUACGAUCUUUGUCCCCAUGUGCAGUUGCAAACCGUAGUCUGGCUUUUUUAUGGCGGUUUUCGAGUAGUGGCUUCUUCCUUGCUGAGCGGCCUUUCAGGUUAUGUCGAUAUAGGACUUGUUUUACUAUGGAUGUAGAUACUUUUGUUCCCCGUUUCCUCCAGCAUCUUCACAAGGUCCUUUGCUGUUGUUCUGGGAUUGACUUGCACUUUUCGCACCAAAGUACGUUAAUCUCUAGGAGACAGAACGCAUCUCCUUCCUGAGCGGUAUGAUGGCUGCGUGGUCCCAUGGUGUUUAUACUUGCGUACUAUUGUUUGUACAGAUGAACAUGGUACCUUCAGGCGUUUGGAAAUUGCUCCCAAGGAUGAACCAGACUUGUGGAGGUCUACAAUUUCUUUUCUGAGGUCUUGGCUGAUUUCUUUUGAUUUUCCCAUGAUGUCAAGCAAAGAGGCACUGAGUUUGAAGGUAGGCCUUGAAAUACAGCCACAGGUACACCUCCAAUUGGCUCAAACGAUGUCAAUUAGCCUAUCAGAAGCUUCUAAAGCAUGACAUCAUUUUCUGGAAUUAUCCAAGCUGUUUAAAGGCACAGUCAACUUAGUGUAUGUAAACUUCUGACCCACUGGAAUUGUGAUACAGUGAAUUAUAAAUUAAAUAAUCUGUCUGUAAACAAUUGUUGGAAAAAUUACUUGUGUCAUGCACAAAGUAGAUGUCCUAACCGACUUGCCAAAACUAUAGUUUGUUAACAAGAAAUGUGUGGAGUGGUUGAAAAACUAGUUUUAAUGACUCCAACCUAAGUGUAUGUAAACUUCCGACUUCAACUGUAUAAGUCAUUUUGCAUGCCUAACAACCUCAGGCAAUAUAAGUAGCUUAGUCAAACUGUGCGCAGUUUCACACGCUGACCAACGAGAAGCAGGCUUUAUUAGUUGAGUGACAACCAAUGUAAUUAGCUAGGUUAUUUUUAUCAAAUGCGCUGUUGAAAAAUGUUUUACCGGAAUUAAAGUAGCCUAAGCUACCGCUGGAGAAACAACUCAUCUGACUAUAGCCUACAUACUGAUCGGGGCUUACAUUAUAUUUUAUUUUCAUUGUUCAGGUUCACCAUCAGCAAUAGUUUUUCUUGAAAAAAAUCAGUAAAUAUGGUCAUUUUUAGAUAUACAGGAUAAAGUUGCUUUUGCUACCUGCACUGCAUGGUCGAAGCGGGAGAAGUCGUCCUCAAAACUUCCAAAUGCUCUAAAGCAUGAAACACACUGAGAAUCUCACUGCCGGUAGGUACUUAUCACAGUGGGAGGCCGUUUCUUCUCUUGCUAGAACAAAAGCGGUACCUGCUGCAUGCUGACCCGGUAGCGACAAACCUACCGAUUUCUACUUCUAGAAUCCCAAUGCUUGUCACUGGCCAACAACUUGACUUUGAGUCAGUCAGAGAUCACGAACCCCCACGUGGGGGAGCCAAUAAAAGAAAAAGAAAAGAAGGAAAAAAUAGGCAAUUUUCUCUCUACAUCCACAGAUGAGCCAGUCACACUUCAUAUGCAGUGUAGGCUAUGGGAUGGUAGCUAGCUAAGUGCACAGAUGCAAUGCACAUGACACUAAAUACUUCCUCCAAGCUAACAAACCACUGUAGCUAGUAUUGACAUUAUAAUUACAUUACAAUGGAUUAGCUAGUUUCCAUGAAACAGCUGCUGAGUUAGUGCAGUGUAGCUAUGUUGUGCUUGCUAAAAAUAUGCUAACGUUAGCUAGCUAGCUAAACAUUUCUCUAUUGCGUGGCACUCAUUUACUGUCUUUUUAAAAAACAUAGUUGAUAUGGCUGACUUGCUUAAACAAAUGUGGUUUCUACUGACAAUUGAGAUGUACAAACUAUGGCAUAAGGGAACGUCGAGCGGAUAAGAGGCAAUCCGUAAUUUUGAUUAAGAUAUUAAUGAGUGAGCUAGGACGGACGUAGUCAAUAUAACUAUUUGUUCAGCACUUUUGAAAUGUACAGCGACAGAAUUCAGAACAUGGGACGUUCUUACAGUAUUCUCCCUGUACACCGUCAGAACCAUAGGAUAAAAAAAAUAAAAGCAGACAAUGAAAGCUCUUACAAUAUUCAAUGAUUACAUUUCUCUAAAACAGGCUAUAGGCUACAUGUGCACCACUAAGUCAGAACAGUAGGCUAAGUUAAGAGGGGGAAAGGGACCAAAUUAUUAGGGUGAGGCACAUGGGCUACUAACUGCUAACUACACAACAUACUUUGUAUUACUUUCUUAGCUACAGUAUACAUAUCUCCAUGGCAUAUUACAUCAUUUUUGGACUCACCCUGGUGUUCUGUGCUCACUUGAACAGGAAGGUGGCGUGGCGGUCCUUCUUGUGGGCAAACUUUGUCAUCAAAGUCUGUCAUUCUCUGGAUUUCUGGUGCUUUCAAGACAACUGGGAACAAAGUUGAAUCUUCAGGUCAGCGCUCUAGAAAGAGGCCUGAGUUCCCUGACUUGGAAUUCUGAGUUGGAUGACGUUCAAAAAGUAUUUUCCCAGUCAGAGCUCGUUUUUUUCAGAGCUCCCAGAAGUCUGAGAUUUCCCAGUUCCGAGUUUCCAGUAGUUUUGAACCUGGCAGAAGUCAUGCUGGAUUGACAGCAUGGCCAAUGUAUUCAACCUUUUUGUGGUGCAUGGUGUUGUAUGUGAAUGUUUAUCCUUUAAGCUUGGAUAAGAGACCCUUAAACCCAGAUUUGGACCACACACCCACUCCACUAAAUAGCAGGCUAGUGAUUGCUUUGCAACGCUUGCAGUUAGCCACUGAUUCUUUCCAAACCACUCAUUGUUGAAUUUGCGAUUUCCAACUUGUUGUGUAAUGUUUGUCCAAUGGCCGAUGAGCACCGACACGUUUUAUCUAUAAUUUAUCUUCAUAUGACAAGGAUUGAAAAGGAUUUGCCAGUAGAAAGCAAAAAUUUGACCAUGUUUGAAUGCAGCUUUUUUAAACAUUGUUUGCAAACUGAUAUGUGACACGUAUUAAUGUCAAAAUAACAUGCAAAACAGGCAACAAAAAAACUAAACAUUUUGCUAAACAGGUGGAGCUCUGGCUAAGUACUGUCGGCAGGCAAAUGUUCGACAAUCCUACCGUGUGUCUGAGCUUUAAACCAUUUGAUUAUGAGACGGGUGAAAUCAUAGCAAAUUAUUAAAGAUAAAUAUUGAUACAUUACUAGCUCUAACACUAUUAUUCUGCAAAAAUUACAAAUUAAUUUUUGGGGGGAUGAUGACAAAAACAAACACCCCCCCCACCAAAGAAAUUAACUAAUAGUGGGAUGGUACAAUCGUGGUCAGAAGUUUUGAGAAUGACACAAGUAUUGUUCUUCAUAAAGUUUGCUGCUUCAGUGUUUUAGAUAUUUUUGUCAGAUGUUACUAUGGUAUACUGAAGUGUAAUUACAAGCAUUCCAUAACUGUCAAAGGCUUUUAUUGACAAUUACAUUAAGUUUAUGCAGAGUCAAUAUUUGCAGUGUUGACCCUUCUUUUUCAAGACCUCUGCAAUCCGCCCUUUUUUCCGGAUGCCCCAAACAAUCGGAAUGGGGAUUCAUCAGAGAAAAUGACUUUACCCCAGUCCUCAGCAGUCCCCCUGUACCUUUUGCAGAAUAUCAGUCUGUCCCUGAUGUUUUUUCUGGAGAGAAGUGGCUUCCUCGCUGCCCUUCUUGACACCAGGCCAUCCUCCAAAAGUCAAUGCCUCACUGUGCGUGCAGAUGCACUCACACCUGCCUGCUGCCAUUCCUGAGCAAGCUCUGCACUGGUGGUGCCCCGAUCCCGCAGCUGAAUCAACUUUAGGAGAUGGUCCUGGCGCUUGCUGGACUUUCUUGGGCGCCCUGAAGCCGCCUUCACAACAAUUUGAACCUCUCUCCUUGAAGUUCUUGAUGAUCCGAUAAAUGGUUGAUUUAGGUGCAAUCUUACUAGCAGCAAGAUCCUUGCCUGUGAAGCCCUUUUUGUGCAAAGCAAUGAUGAUGGCACAUUUUUCCUUGCAGGUAACCAUGGUUAACAGAGGAAGAACAAUGACUUCAAGCACCACCCCUCCUUUUAAAGCUUCCAGUCUGUUAUUCUAACUCAAUCAGCAUGACAGAGUGAUCUCCAGCCUUGUCCUCGUCAACACUCUCACCUGUGUUAACGAGAGAAUCACUGACAUGAUGUCAGCUGGUCCUUUUGUGGCAGGGCUGAAAUGCAGUGGAAUUGUUUUUGGGAUUAAGUUCAUUUUCAUGGCGUAUAUGCAAAUUGCCAUCAUAAAAACUGUGGCAGCAGACUUUGUGAAAAUUAAUAUUUGUGUCAUUCUCAAAACUUUUGACCACUACUGUAGAUGCCCAGUUUCCCUUAUAAUUCAGCUCCCUACAUACACCACAGACUCAUACAGCACGCGCGUGCGCGCACACACAUACACACACACACACACACAGCUCAGACAUUUUCAGCUCCAUCAGCAGCAUAUUUGAAUUUAGAAUGGAAAAUGAACGUGUUCAUGCAACAAAUGUUAGUGCACCGAAUUUCAUCGAUUCGUUUCUCUAAUCAAACCGAAUCGUUUUUAACUAAAACAUAUUGUUCCUGUAUCGGAGCCCAUGUACAUUGCAUUCGGAAAGUAUUCAGACCCCUUGACGUUUUCCACAUUUUGUGACGUUAGCCUUAUUCUAAAAUGUAUUAAAUUGUUUUUUUUCCCCCUCAUAAAUAUACACACAAUACCCUUAAUGACAAAGCAAAAACAGUUUUUUAGAAAUGUUUGCAAAUGUAUUACAAAUAAAAAACAGUAAUACCUUAUUUACAUAAGUAUUCAAACCCUUUGCUAUGAGACUCGAAAUUGAGCUCAGGUGCAUCCUGUUUCCAUUGAUCAUCCUUGAGAUGUUUCUACAACUUGAUUGGAGUCCACCUGUGGUAAAUUCAAUUGAUUGGACAUGAUUUGGAAAGGCAAACACCGGUCUAUAUAAGGUCCCACAGUUGACAGUGCAUGUCAGAGCAAAAACCAAGCCAUGAGGUCGAAGGAAUUGUCCGUAGAGCUCCGAGACCGAAUUGUGUCGAGGCACAAAUCUGGGGAAGGGUACCAAAAAUGUUCUGCAGCAUUGAAGGUCCCCAAGAACACAGUGGCCUCCAUCAUUCUUAAAUGGAAGAAGUUUGGAACCACCAAGACUCUUCCUAGAGCUGGCCUGCCCAGCCAAACUGAACAAUCGGGGGAGAAGGGCCUUAAUCGGGGAGGUGACCAAGAACCCGAUGGUCACUCUGACAGAGCUCUAGAGUUCCUCUGUGGAGAUGGGAGAACCUUCCAGAAGGACAACCAUCUCUGCAGCACUCCACUAAUCAGGCCUUUAUGGUAGAGUGGCCAGACAGAAGCCACUCUUCAGUAAAAGGUACAUGACCGCACACUUGGAGUUUGCCAAAAGGCACCUAAAGACUCUCAGACCAUGAUAAAAAUAUGAUCUGGUCUGAUGAAACCAAUAUUGAUCUCUUUGGCCUGAAUGCCAAGCAUCAUGUCUGGAGUAAACCUGGCACCAUCCCUACGGUGAAGCAUGGUGGUGGCCACAUCAUGCUGUAGGGAUGUUUUUCAGCGGCAGGAAAGAUGAACGGAGCAAAGUACAAAGAGUUCCUUGAUGAAAACCUUCUCCAGAGUGCUCAGGACCUCAGACUGGGCGAAGGUUCAUUCUUCCAACAGGGCAAUGACCCUAAGCACACAGCCAAGACAAUGCAGGAGUGGCUUUGGGACAAGUCUCUGAAUGUCCUUGAGUUGCCCAGCAAGAGCCUGGACUAGAACCCGAUCGACCAUCUCUCUGGAGAGACCUGAAAAUAGCUGUGCAGCGACGUUCCCAAUCCAACCUGACAGAGCUUGAGAGGAUCUGCAGAGAAGAAUGGGAGAAACUCCCCAAAUACAGUUGUGCCAAGCUUGUAGCGUUAUACUCAAAAAGAUUCGAGGCUGUAAUCGCUGCCAAAGGUUCUUCAACAAAGUACUGAGUAAAGGGUCUGAAUACUUACGUAAAUGUAAUAUUUCUGUAUUUGUUAUUUUUUUAGAUUUCUAAAAACCAAUUUUUUGACUUUGUGUGUAGAUUGAGGGGGGGAAACUAUUUAAUCAGUUUUAGAAUAAGGCUGUAACGUAACAACAUUUGGAAAAAGAUGCACGUUCCUAGUAAACACUUUAAUUUACAGCUAGUCUCGAUAACUGCCUCUUUGAAUAAUCUCUUUCACAUUUGUCCUUUUUUAACACUUCACAUAUAAUUAUUCACUUGAACAAUUUGUUUAGAUAAACCAAGGUAAUUCUCAUAGUUUUAAGGAAAUUAAUAUCCUUUCUCCUCUGUGGAUAACAGUAGUGUGCUAUCUCUGUCUCCCUCUCUGUCAGUGGGUGUGUGUCCUGGUGGUCCUGAGGUCUCACAGGCCCUGUCUGUCUUAUCUUCCCCUCACACUUCACUGAAGGGAAGUUCUGAGAGGGCUGGGCCAGACAGAUUGGGACAUAUCUGUGUAGGUCUUUUGAGAGGCGAUCUGCUACUCAACUCGACUGACUGGAUUGCUUCUGUAGGAUUAUUGCAAUUCUCUAUACCCCAACCUUGAAGGUGUUGUGUGUCCUGUGCACCUGUCUCUCCUUAAUUAACUGGGAAGGCUGCCUGUGGAUGCUUUUGGCACUGCUUUGAAGUGUGAACCCGGGGAAGGAGAGCUCUCUGAACACGUCAAAAGACCGGGAGCUGACAGAAGUUAAACGACUCCCAUAAACCUGCCACAUAUUGCCUCUUAAGACGCGAUUCUCCUCUUCCCUUUGACUGGGACUGUGUCUGAUGUCUUUAGGCAGGUGACGGAGUCCUACUUUAUUGGAAAAUGGCUAAUCAAGGAGAAGAGUCAGUGUGUGAAAGCUUUUGCAUUUAUUUGUUUUAUUCUUUCCGAAGUCAAACCCUCAAUCCUUUUGUCUCCGUUAUCAAAGGUAAUCAAAACUUUUCCUUUGUGAGGAACUCUGUUUUUUCCUUCCGUCGUUGAAGUGUUGAGUGCGCUGGGAUUUGACAACGCUCUGCUGUCGUGUCUCGGCAUAAAGGUGGCUGUUUCUUCUCUGACAACCUGAGUAAUCAUCAGAGGAAGGAGGGUAAAAAUGGAAAUGCAGUUCAGGCAUCCAUUGUCUCGCAUCAAAAUGCAAAUUGUUGUUUCAGCAACAAAAUAAAGCGUACGGCAGUCUUGAGAGCAUAUUGUAAUUGAAAAGAAACGCUGUACAGGCAGAUCAGCUUUAACCAGAGUUAAGCCUAUUAGUUAUCAGAAGUUGCUGUGCUUAUUAUUUACUGAUAAAAAUCCGGGCACAAUUGUCUUUGCAGAAACACAAUGGAUGAGUGUUUUAAAGUGUUAUCUGCUGGGGAAUUGAUCACUUUCUCCCAGAGUGAGUUGACGUGCCUGUAAACCUACAAUACUUGACACUUAAUAAUAAUGAUGAUGAUGUCUAAUUUAUUUUUCAGAUGGGGACACUGAAAAUGGAGAGCUCGACUUGAGCGGUAUUGAUGAUGAUGAGAUUCAGCUGGUAUGUACUGCAUUUUGACAUUUAUAGGGCAUCUUAUAUUGAAACAUCCACUCAUUCUGAAAUUACAGGAUUGCCAGCAAAUAAUAACUGGAAAUGCAUAACUAAGGUCAUUUAUGUACUUCCCUUCACUGCAGUAUCUCCUGAAUGACAAAGAGGUGAAAAUCAAGACUGAGCUUUGGAUGAAACAGAACGAAGACUACUUGAAAGAGCAGAAAGGUUCAGCCACACCACACCAUGCACAUAUUGUAAUAUACUGUUUUGUCUUGACUCUCCUUACUGGUAAUUACAUUCCCAAUUUUAAUCCCCAAUCCCCAUUUAUACUUUCAGAAAAGGAAGAGAGGAUAGUGAAAGAGAAGGAGCUGGGGAUUUACAAGGAGAAGGUAAAUCAUCAACAUCCUGCCAGUAUAAAGAAGCAAUGACCUUGGAGUGGCCUAGGUUUGCUAAAGCCCUCUGAGCACUCUCGCUGCCGAGCAGACAGACACAAAGCUCUGGUGUGUCAGUGUGUGUGCAUAUUUUCCACUCCAAUGGGUUUCUCUCUCAUUUCACGUCAGGGUUUGGCAAGGCCCAGGCCCUUUGUUAGGUCCAACAUCUGCGCUCUGGUUUUAACUAGCUAGAUUAACUGCAGCGCAACAUAUAGCUAAUGAGGUAUGGAGGCUUUGAAAGCACUGAUCCAACAACCGUAUGCCAUGCUGUCCAACGUCACAAUCAGCCCCCUCCCGUAUACUGUAGCAUAGCUAGAGCAUCCCUUUGUUGUGCAAAGUAUAGUUAACUGUACAGUAAGCUAAAAAACCAAUGUGUCCUAAGUAAUUGCAAUUGACAAGGUACUGCGUGAUUUGAAACCCCACUGUGUGCCCUGUAGCCCAAGAGUUCUGGCUACAAGAAGAAGGCUCUGAUCCAUGCCAGCACGGCCGACGAGGCUAUAGAGAAGAUGCUGGAACAGAAGAAAAUUUCCACUAAGAUCAACUACGACAUCCUGAAGGAGCUGAACAUUAAGCCCAGCACCAGUCCAGCCCGCCAGACAGCAGAGUCCCCGAAAGGAGCCACCCCUGGAGCCCAGAGGCUGACUGGACGAUACCGCAAACCCACCAACGUCCCUCUGAGCCUGGGCACACCACUCAGCACCUUGGGCAAGAGGUAG
Messenger RNA from Coregonus sp. 'balchen', 12572 nucleotides. The record is from the annotation of a GenBank genome assembly. NCBI's taxonomy places the organism in Eukaryota, Metazoa, Chordata, Actinopteri, Salmoniformes, Salmonidae.